CGGACCAGAAACCCCGCUUUUGUUCCUGUGGCAGCAGUUAAGAGCUUAAGCAUAGAAACAUGAACACUGGAGAGAAUCAAGCGAUAAUGCAUUGCAAUCAGGUCAUCAUGCUCCGCUUUGCUUGGCUUUUGAUGAUAGCCACUAGUGGUCGGGCCAAUGAAGGUAGUCGAGAGCGAUUGAACAAUCCACCAUGCCGCUUUGGACCGACUUACAAGGAAGGGGAUAUCAUUCGCAUUCCUUCCCCAUUGAUACAAGACGUUUUGUUCUGGGAUGGGCAAUUCGUUCGGCCUGGAAUCGGCUACAAUCACGCCAACGGCAUGAGCUAUGACGGGACUCUUCUCAACCAAACAACGGGAAUAGCACCCGCUCAUGGCUUUGGACGACACAACUUUUCUGCCGCUAGUAAGGAGAGCCUGCAUGUAAUGCUACUUGCGCAAGUCCUCGCAGGUAGUAAGGAAGCGGCACGUGUGGUGUCGCCAAUUAGUCAGAAGAUGGCACAGAAAAAAGCAUACGAGAUCAUGGAUCAGAAGUUGACAACAUAUCUCGCGUUCAACGAAACAUAUCCAGGCUUCGGAGGACUGUUGCCCUGGUACAACAACACUUUCGCCCGUUUGACUCCAACAACUGACUAGGUGAAUCGUCUACCUGGUCUUGACAAUGGAAGACAAGAGAUGGCGACUGAAAUGUGGAAUUGGACGUUUUUUAGACCAGAAGACACCAAAACAAUUUGCAUUC
Molecule: messenger RNA, 735 nt
Organism: Pseudocercospora fijiensis CIRAD86
Lineage: Eukaryota; Fungi; Ascomycota; Dothideomycetes; Mycosphaerellales; Mycosphaerellaceae
Exons: 1
Coding region: 60-632 (190 amino acids)
Source: RefSeq, a predicted model, not a curated record